GACGUCACGUCCCCGUUACGAGCUGAGCUCCAUCUCCUCCGCGCUGCAUUCAGAGCAGCCCGUGCAAUCAAGAGCUUUAAAACGCAUCGAAACCACGAGACCCGACAUCAGUAUCAUCAUUCAUCACCAUUGAGUUUAACGGGAAAGCUGAAGAUGCUUCAGUCCCUCGCCGGUAAUUCGUGCGUGCGCUUGAUACAGAGCAACAAAUCGGCAUGGUAUUUUCUGUUUCUCGUGCUCGGCUAUGUUCUGUAUCUCAUAUUCGGAGCGGUGGUUUUCUCCUCGGUGGAGCUGCCGUAUGAAGACCUCUUGCGCCAGCAGCUCAGGGGGAUCAAACGACAGUUCCUCCAGGAGCACGAAUGUCUGUCCGAGGAAAGGCUGGAGAGGUUUCUGUCCAAAGCGCUGGAGGCCAGCAACUAUGGGGUGUCUAUUCUCAACAACGCGUCGGCCAGCUGGAACUGGGACUUCACCUCGUCUUUGUUUUUUGCUAGCACGGUCUUAUCAACCACAGGAUAUGGUCACACCGCCCCUCUCUCUGAUGGUGGGAAGGCAUUCUGUAUCAUUUACUCCGUGAUUGGCAUCCCCUUCACCCUCCUCUUCCUCACAGCUGUGGUGCAAAGGAUCAUGGUCUAUAGCACAUGGCGACCCAUUAUGUACGUUCAUACACGCUGGGGUCUGUCUAAACCCCUGGUGGCCCUUGUUCACGCAACUCUUCUGGCAGUCAUAGCCGUGUCCUGUUUCUUCCUCAUCCCUGCCGCCAUCUUCUCUGCCCUAGAAGAGAACUGGAACUUUCUGGAGUCCUUCUACUUCUGCUUUAUCUCACUCUCCACUAUCGGUCUGGGUGACUAUGUGCCUGGUGAGGCCUUUAACCAGAGGUUUCGUGAGCUCUACAAACUGGGCAUCACUGUGUAUCUCCUCCUCGGCCUGAUUGCCAUGCUGGUGGUGUUGGAGACUUUCUGUGAGCUGCAGCAGUUGAAGCAGCUGAGGAAGAUGUUUUAUCUGAAGAAGGAGAAGCCCCAGGACCGUCUGGCCAUCAUGGAACAUGACCAUCUGACCUUUAGCUCCAUGCCAGACGGUACCGUCAACUCGCCCCAGGAGGACAAAACUGAACCCUUUGUUGACUUCCCCGUUCUAACCUCUCCAGGAGGUGAUGACCCCAUGAUCAAAUAGAUGUUUUAGCUUCCAUCAACAUAACUCUCAAUCGAGGGAGACAUCUUUAGCCGAGGGGUCUUUCAAGUAACUGGUAGGAUACAGAAUUGUGAAAAUUACUUGAAUGUGUCGCUCAAGAUUCUGCCUAUUUAACAGCCCUCUACAAAACCAUGAUACGUGAUCAAAUCGUUCACUGGCUGAAUAUCUGUAAAUGAUCAUUCGCACACUUAGGCUGCUACCCCAUCAAAUCGGCAAACUACAUUAAAAAGCAUAAUUGCACAUUAAACUCUAGCAUGUACUUGCCAAUUGAGACAGCAGAAAUGGUAAAAGUAAUGUUGACAGCAUUUGUGGCAUAAUGUUGAUUACCACCUAAAUUUAUUUCACUUCUUUAAAAACAAUCUGUGUUUCAGUAAGGCAUUUACAGUUGACAUGAAGGCGGCCAAUCUGUAAACACUAAAAUACUACAAAAACUAAAUAGUAUAUGUGUUAAAAUGAUUUUAGCAUAAAAUAAAUGGUUUCAACUUUUCUAUAUAAAUUUAUAGCCAAUUUACAACAUUUUUACCAUCACAAUGGACUUAUAAAUUCUAAUAAGACAAUAAAACUUAUAAUUUUACAGAAUUAACAUACAGUAAGUGAUUUUAUCAAAUUAGCAGCUUCACAUUUCUGCUUUUAAAGGUACAGUUCACCCAAAAAUGAAAAUUCUGUGAUCAUUUACUCAACCUGUAUGACUUUCUUUAUUCUGUGGAAUUCAAAAGAAGACAUUGUAAAGAAUGUUGGUAAUUUCAGUUCCCUUUAAGUUGCAUUGUAAGGACAAAAUUUUUAAUAAUGAGGAACUGUUUUUUGUGAUAAUCAACUUUUGCCAUAAUUGCUGCCAGCAAAGCUUUACUUUUCCAGGUAUUAAACCUAGAAUAUUCUUUUGCAGUCCAAAUUUUCAAAAAUAGACUCUAAAUCAAAAAGCACUUCUGCUCUGAUCUAAGCUUCGAAUAAAGACCACCAUCUUCUCACAUCUUCAUGAACAUUGUGAGAGCUCACUUACAUAUAGUGGAGACCUGUCAUCAAACAUAGUAGUUGCACAUCAUCUGUUAAGUUUUAUUUCCAACUCGUGUGAUCUACCUUGUGAGCUUGCAACUAGAGUAAUACUUAAGGAUAUCUGCUAGUGGUGAAAGAAAUUACUCUAGAAGUCUCUCAUGAAGCUGUAUCGCUCUAAUGCAUUGAAAUGUUAAGACUAUAAUGCACUAUAAUGCAGCAUAUACUGUAGCAAAAGUCAGUGUAGAAGCACAAAAAAGCUAGCCUGCUCAAAAGGGAGUCAUUACACCUUUUAGAUGACAUGUAGUUAAAAUAGUGUGAUAUUUUAAAUGUGUUUUAAAGGGAAAAACAUGUUAUACUGUAUCAUUUUCUCAUUUUAGAAAGUUAUAUUUUACCGUGGUCUAAAUACUAAAAUGCUUGACAGAGUAAAUCAAUCUGAGUUUACAUGGAUUUUUGAAUCCAAGGUCGAAUAAUGGCUGGCUCCAUGUGUCCUUGUCCUAAGCUACUGAGAUCCAGCGUAAUGCCGUUACAUACCAAAAAAGUUUUGGAGAAAAUCUUGGAUUACUGAAUUGUGGUUCAGUAUUAUCGACUAAUUGACUGUAUAAAACUUAGAUCAUCCAGAUCUUUGAUUGUUGCAUUCAGAGCAUUUUUGUGGCUAUUUAAUAAAAAGAAAAGAAUGAAUUAUAUUUUUGAAACAUGCUUGAAGUGUUGUUUACAAUAGAAUGCUUGUGUUUGUAUUAUGAGAAUGACUGUUGUAGGCACAGACUGAUGACUACUGUUUAAGGUCCGGUUGGAAGAUCACACUGUACUGCAGAUCGUGCUGUAUCACUGUCACCGCAGUAGAAUGUCAUGACAUUUUUAAUCACAAUAGAAUAAAAGCUGAACGUUUUUAGGCCUCAUUUUAACUUCUGAUGUGUCUGACUGUAGGGAUUAUUUACAGAUAGUGUUGUUUUUACAUUAAAGAAACAUGCUGAAUCUGAGCUCAGGCCAUGGGAACUCGAAUGUGCUGAUGUGACAUUUUUAUUGUGUGAAUAAUGAAAUGCUCUGUGAUGUCGCUGCUGGAUUCUUUGUGCUUAUUUGCCCUUGAUGUUUUGCUGCAUGAGUCUCUAUGAUCAGCUACAGUGUCUUAACAUUGUAUCAGUGCAGCACAGAAUAAUGUAUUUGUUAUUGAAUAUUUCAGUUUGAUCAGUAGUACGUUUAGAAAUACACAAGGGCAUACUGUCAUGAUCUCUGUUUAAGUUGUGUGUGAGAGACUGUUGAAUAAAUGUUGUCAUUUCCAUAAAUAAAAAUCCUGAACUGGC
Molecule: messenger RNA, 3473 nt
Organism: Onychostoma macrolepis
Lineage: Eukaryota; Metazoa; Chordata; Actinopteri; Cypriniformes; Cyprinidae
Gene: kcnk1b
Product: potassium channel, subfamily K, member 1b
Exons: 3
Coding region: 154-1167 (337 amino acids)
Biological process (GO): stabilization of membrane potential; potassium ion transmembrane transport
Cellular component (GO): membrane
Molecular function (GO): potassium ion leak channel activity
Source: RefSeq, a predicted model, not a curated record